Messenger RNA from Fomitopsis serialis, 2820 nucleotides. RefSeq names its product glycoside hydrolase family 115 protein. The transcript has 26 exons. Bases 1 to 2820 code for a protein of 939 amino acids. The record is from RefSeq and is a predicted model, not a curated record. Lineage: Eukaryota; Fungi; Basidiomycota; Agaricomycetes; Polyporales; Fomitopsidaceae.
AUGAUUGGGCUCUGGGUGAGUCUCGCGGUCGGCCUACUGGCCUUCAGCGACAGCGUACGCGCAAUCGGCCAGGCUACGUGCGUCUCGUUCUCGCCGUCCUCCUCGUCUUUCCCCCUUGCCAGCAAUGGUGUUGCUACACCUAUUCUGCUCUCCGAAGAUGAAUGGGGUGGUGUACAGCGCGCUGCCGGCGACUUCGCCAUGGACAUCCACAGGGUUUCUGGCGUGAUGCCUCUGCUGUUCAAUGCGACGAUGCCUGCCACUCAGUCGAACCUGAGCCUUGCUGGGGCGCGUGCAAUCAUUGUCGGAACUCUCGGACAGUCCUCCCUGAUUGACGAAGUGGUAAACAACACUGGCCUGGAUGUUUCGAGUGUGGAAGGGCAUUGGGAGGCGUUCAUGACUCAGGAGGUCUCGAACCCACUGCCUGGGAUUAGCAGCGCAUAUGUGAUGAUUGGUGCCGACAAACGGGGCACGAUUUAUGCUAUGUAUGACCACUCUGAACAGAUCGGUGUCUCGCCGUGGUAUUGGUGGGCCGACGUACCAAUCAAGACCAAUUCCGAGAUCUACGCUGCGUCCUCAGGUUGCGCACAUGGCUCACCGACCGUGCAGUACCGUGGUAUCUUCCUGAACGAUGAGGCACCAGCGUUGACAGAGUGGGCUAUGGUUCGCUACACGAAUGGAACUGGCGCUCCUUUGACGGGCUCGCCGUUCAACCAUUACUUCUACACGAGCCUUUUCGAGUUGUUGCUGCGCAUGAAGGCGAAUUACUUGUGGCCUGCUAUGUGGUCUAGUGCAUUCGGUGUCGACGACUCGUUGAACCAGCCGCUUGCCAAUUGGUACGUGGACGCUCUUCGGAAGGGGCCAUGGGACUACAGCACGAACAAGGAGAAUAUCUACCCAUUCUGGGUCGAGGGUGCCCAACGCGGGAAGGACUAUGAGAACAUUUCACUGUCGGACUGCGUGGUGACGGUGAUGGCACUCGCGGGCGGUCAGGAUAUCCAGCUCCUUGAGCAAGUCAUCAGCGAUCAACGGACAAUCCUGAGCGAUACGUUCCCGGGCGUGAAUGUGACUACCAUCCCGCAGAUGUGGUGUCUAUAUAAGGAAGUGUUGGGAUAUUACGAAGACGGCAUGACCGUUCCGGAUGACAUCGCCCUCCUCUGGACUGAUGACAACUAUGGAAACAUGGAACGGCUGCCAAUCGUGUCUGAACGUGGGAGGAGCGGUGGCGCCGGGGUAUACUACCACUAUGACUAUGUCGGUUCGCCCCGCAACUACAAAUGGAUGUCGUAUCCAAUUAGCAAGACUUUCGAACAAAUGUCGUUGACGACUGCUCGUAAUGCUAAUCGCAUCUGGAUCGUCAACGUUGGCGACUUGAAGCCUUACGAGAUGGAGAUAGAGUUCUUCAUCACGUACGGAUGGGACACAUCCAUCUGGAACUACGACAACCUCGACUCGUUCGUGUCCAUGUGGGCACAACGUGAGUUUUCUCUUUCCUCCGCGGAUGCUGUCACUGUCGCGGGCAUUAUCGCCAACGUAACUCGCUUCAAUGCCAACUGCAAGCCCGAGCUCUUGAACGCGACGACCUUCAGUCUCACUAACUACCGAGAGGCCCAGAACAUGCUAGCUAUGUGGGAAGCGACGAACGCCUCUGCAACUGCCAUCCAGGCGAAAUUGCAAGACAGCAUGCUGCCCGCUUACUUCCAGCUCGUCUAUCACCCGGCAUUCCUCAGCGCAAACAAUUACGCCGAUCUUGUGGAGUAUCUUUUCGAAGAGGAUUGGAACUUGGAGGUUGAGUAUGACAGUCAGCUGGAUGGCAAAUGGGCCCACAUGAUGAGUCAAACACAUACACUCUACGUGUACUGGCAAGAGCCAUACUCGAACGCUAUGCCACCUGUGUCUAGGCAACAGCCAUACAAGCAAGCCCUUGCUGGUGUGAUGCGCCUAGCUAUCGAAGGCUCGCAGGGAGGAUGGCCAGGAGAUAACCAAUACGAUUGCGCACAAGGCUAUGGUUGCCCGAACCCUACAGUGACGAUCGAUCCUGCCCUUCAACUUCACGGCGACUACCAACGUGUCAUGGUUGACCCUGUCGCCGUCAUCUGGCUACGUCUCACUGAGUGCACAGAGCAAUACGUCUACGCUUCGGUCGACUGGUCUCAAUUGGAGGACACUACUUCGGCCAACGCGUUUGUCAACUUCAAUGCCACUGCUGCGAACCAGCCCAUGAUGUCUCAGCAAGUGUACUUCACUGCGAACUACACGAGUGCCCCGAGUGACUUUACUGGAUUCGUUGAGGGCGAUGGUACUGUGAGUAUAGAGGCCGCACACGCUGCAAGAAACGCAUCAGUAGAUGGCAUCACCUGGUUCGAAUUGCCAGGAUAUGGCCGAACGCUUUCCGCCGUCACCCCUUGGCCUCGCGGUGGAGACGAGACGAAUUUCACCGUCGGAACGGGCCCGAGCAUUGAGUACGACUUCUACACGUUCAAUAGCAUCGGAGGCAACAUCAGCGUGACUGCAUACGUCGCUCCGUCGCUGAAUGCGCUCGGGCCCGACAGGCCUCUGGCCAUUGGCAUGCAAAUCGACUCGGACGAGCCCCAGGUCAGCUACUACAUUCCGAACUCGACUCCGGGAACUCUUCCCGACGCUUGGAGCCAAUGGGUCUCGGAGAAUAUCGUCUAUGUACCGAUGAACUUCACCGCUACUCCCGGUGCACACACGCUGACGGUGUGGAUGAUUGAGCCGACGGUCAUACUGCAGAAGAUCGUGAUCGAUACGGGGGGAGUACUGCCGAGCUACCUUGGCCCGCCGGAGAGUAUUCGCGUAUGA